AACAACUCUCUCUCUCUUUCUCUCUUUCUCUCUAUUCAAUAUGCAUGAAACAAUUGUAUAUUAAAUAGAUGGGCACAUAGAUCACUGAAAGGAAAAAUCAAAGGCAAGCCAGAGAUGGGUUUCUUGUACAAAGCAGUUCUGUUAAGCUUUGUGAUAAUAGGAGCUGUCUUUGUACAAGAAGCAAAAACUGAGCAUGCACGUUUGAAUGCAAAAGCCAAAUCGAAAAUCAAAAGAGGGAAGCUGGCCGCUGGAUGUAAUUUAUUUCAGGGAACGUGGGUAAUGGAUACUUCUAAUUCAUAUCCAUUGUAUCAAUCUUCAAGCUGCCCUUUUGUAGAUCCUGAAUUUGAUUGUCAGAAAUUUGGCCGCCCUGAUACACAGUUUCUCAAGUAUGUAUGGAAACCUGAUUCAUGUGACUUACCCAGGUUUGAUGGAGUAGAUUUUUUAAGGAGGUUUAAGGGGAAGAAGAUAAUGUUUGUUGGGGAUUCUUUGAGCUUAAACCAGUGGCAGUCUUUGCUCUGUAUGAUUCAUGCGUCGGUGCCUACUGCCAUCACUACCUUUUCCAAACAGGGUCUAAUCUCUUCUCUCUCAUUUGACGAUUAUGGAGUGGUUGUAUCUCUGUAUCACUCAACAUAUUUAGUAGAUAUCGUGAGAGAAAACAUCGGUAGAGUUCUGAAACUUGAUUCAAUCCAAGGUGGUGAUUCAUGGAAACUCAUGGAUGUCUUGAUAUUCAACACCUGGCAUUGGUGGAUCCACACUGGAAACUCUCAACCAUGGGACUAUGUUCAAGAUGGUGUAAACAUAUCAAAAGAUAUGGACCGUCUGAUUGCAUUUUCCAAAGGAUUGACCACAUGGGGAAGAUGGGUUGAUCAGAAUGUUGACACUAAUAAAACCAAAGUCUUCUUUCAAGGAAUCUCUCCAACUCACUACAUGGGAAAAGAUUGGAAUUUGGGAUCGAAGAACUGCAAAGGAGAAGAUCAGCCAUUGAGUGGUUCAAGUUAUCCGGCUGGAUUGCCUCCUGCAGCCAUUAUUGUGAACAAUGUCUUGAGAAAAAUACAGAAACCUGUGUAUCUUCUUGAUAUCACCACACUUUCGCAGCUGCGAAAAGACGCACAUCCUUCUAUAUAUGGUAAUGAUCCUUCCGGGAAUGAUUGUAGCCAUUGGUGUCUUCCUGGCUUGCCGGAUACUUGGAAUCAGCUCCUUUAUGCAGCUUUGAUUAUGUAAUUGUAUCAAUUGCAUCUUCUUUGAUUUCCCUUUUUUCUUUAUUGCAGUUCCAUCAUUAAUUAUCAAUAUUAGUACCUACUUACUAUAGGUUCAAAAGUAGAAUUGUAAAUUCAUUUUUCUUCAAAAACAUCAUUGAUUGAACUUGGGUUGUAAUGAUUGGUUGGUUUUUAUGUUUGCAUAAUAGUGCAAAACAUACUAAAGAAAAAUUAAGGUUUACUCAA
Impatiens glandulifera is the source of this 1442-nucleotide messenger RNA. Its product is annotated as protein trichome birefringence-like 38. Gene Ontology annotation, cellular component: Golgi apparatus. NCBI's taxonomy places the organism in Eukaryota, Viridiplantae, Streptophyta, Magnoliopsida, Ericales, Balsaminaceae. Bases 115 to 1221 code for a protein of 368 amino acids. The transcript has 5 exons. Gene Ontology annotation, molecular function: O-acetyltransferase activity. The record is from RefSeq and is a predicted model, not a curated record.